AUGCAGAAACACGCGCAGGAACAGCACGCGCCAUUACUGCCUCUAGAACACGCGCAGGAACAGCACGCGCCAUUACUGCCUCUAGAACACGCGCAGGAACAGCACGCGCCAUUACUGCCUCUAGAACACGCGCAGGAACAGCACGCGCCAUUACUGCCUCUAGAACACGCGCAGGAACAGCACGCGCCAUUACUGCCUCUAGAACACGCGCAGGAACAGCACGCGCCAUUACUGCCUCUAGAACACGCGCAGGAACAGCACGCGCCAUUACUGCCUCUAGAACACGCGCAGGAACAGCACGCGCCAUUACUGCCUCUAGAACACGCGCAGGAACAGCACGCGCCAUUACUGCCUCUAGAACACGCGCAGGAACAGCACGCGCCAUUACUGCCUCUAGAACACGCGCAGGAACAGCACGCGCCAUUACUGCCUCUAGAACACGCGCAGGAACAGCACGCGCCAUUACUGCCUCUAGAACACGCGCAGGAACAGCACGCGCCAUUACUGCCUCUAGAACACGCGCAGGAACAGCACGCGCCAUUACUGCCUCUAGAACACGCGCAGGAACAGCACGCGCCAUUACUGCCUCUAGAACACGCGCAGGAACAGCACGCGCCAUUACUGCCUCUAGAACACGCGCAGGAACAGCACGCGCCAUUACUGCCUCUAGAACACGCGCAGGAACAGCACGCGCCAUUACUGCCUCUAGAACACGCGCAGGAACAGCACGCGCCAUUACUGCCUCUAGAACACGCGCAGGAACAGCACGCGCCAUUACUGCCUCUAGAACACGCGCAGGAACAGCACGCGCCAUUACUGCCUCUAGAACACGCGCAGGAACAGCACGCGCCAUUACUGCCUCUAGAACACGCGCAGGAACAGCACGCGCCAUUACUGCCUCUAGAACACGCGCAGGAACAGCACGCGCCAUUACUGCCUCUAGAACACGCGCAGGAACAGCACGCGCCAUUACUGCCUCUAGAACACGCGCAGGAACAGCACGCGCCAUUACUGCCUCUAGAACACGCGCAGGAACAGCACGCGCCAUUACUGCCUCUAGAACACGCGCAGGAACAGCACGCGCCAUUACUGCCUCUAGAACACGCGCAGGAACAGCACGCGCCAUUACUGCCUCUAGAACACGCGCAGGAACAGCACGCGCCAUUACUGCCUCUAGAACACGCGCAGGAACAGCACGCGCCAUUACUGCCUCUAGAACACGCGCAGGAACAGCACGCGCCAUUACUGCCUCUAGAACACGCGCAGGAACAGCACGCGCCAUUACUGCCUCUAGAACACGCGCAGGAACAGCACGCGCCAUUACUGCCUCUAGAACACGCGCAGGAACAGCACGCGCCAUUACUGCCUCUAGAACACGCGCAGGAACAGCACGCGCCAUUACUGCCUCUAGAACACGCGCAGGAACAGCNCGAAAGGCAGUUAGAAUAUAUUAAUAAUUGCGGUUAA
Hyalella azteca is the source of this 1467-nucleotide messenger RNA. RefSeq names its product cardiomyopathy-associated protein 5-like. The record is from RefSeq and is a predicted model, not a curated record. Lineage: Eukaryota; Metazoa; Arthropoda; Malacostraca; Amphipoda; Hyalellidae. The transcript has 2 exons. The coding region runs from base 1 to 1467 and encodes 488 amino acids.